AUGAAGACGUUCAGACUCUCCAACGCCAGCGAUCUGGCUAGAGAGACCAAAUCGCGUUCCACAAUAACCAGACACGACCUGGAUGCCAAGAAUACUGCAAUGCUGUGCAAUACAUCAGGCUAUUAUGUUGCGGCCACUGUGGCGUACGAAAAGACCAACACGAAAGCCCGCAAGAGCAAAACUGCAAAGCAAAACUGCAAAGCAAAGACACGCUGCGCCAACUUCUUUGGACCUUUUCCAGCAGGCCACUAG
Botrytis porri is the source of this 252-nucleotide messenger RNA. RefSeq lists its product as uncharacterized. The transcript has a single exon. The record is from RefSeq and is a predicted model, not a curated record. NCBI's taxonomy places the organism in Eukaryota, Fungi, Ascomycota, Leotiomycetes, Helotiales, Sclerotiniaceae. Bases 1 to 252 code for a protein of 83 amino acids.